Molecule: messenger RNA, 174 nt
Organism: Sclerotinia sclerotiorum 1980 UF-70
Lineage: Eukaryota; Fungi; Ascomycota; Leotiomycetes; Helotiales; Sclerotiniaceae
Exons: 1
Coding region: 1-174 (57 amino acids)
Source: RefSeq, a predicted model, not a curated record
AUGCAAAGUUCGAACAGCGAGGAGCGAUGCGAGAGUGAGGGUGAGUAUGAAUUCGAGAGAGGAAAAGGGGUUUCUGUUUAUAUGUCUAGUAGAAACGAGCGAAUAGUAUACCUGGUACAUAUAUAUGGUCUUGUCUCUGUUGAUGGUGAUGGUGAUGGUGAAGAUGAGAGAUGA